Molecule: messenger RNA, 1568 nt
Organism: Hibiscus syriacus
Lineage: Eukaryota; Viridiplantae; Streptophyta; Magnoliopsida; Malvales; Malvaceae
Product: AP2-like ethylene-responsive transcription factor AIL6
Exons: 9
Coding region: 114-1568 (484 amino acids)
Biological process (GO): regulation of DNA-templated transcription
Molecular function (GO): DNA-binding transcription factor activity; DNA binding
Source: RefSeq, a predicted model, not a curated record
AAGGUUUCUGAGCUAGCUUUUGUUUGUUUCCUCGAAAUAUAGUUUUGGUGUCUAGUGUAAGUUCAGAAAAGAAGAGAAAAUGGUUUUGAAGUUCAUAUAUUUAAACACAUGAAAUGGCAUCAGCAAGUAACUGGCUUUCGUUUCCACUGUCUCCAAUGGAGCUGUUGAGGUCAUCAUCUGAGCCUCAGUUUGUGUCAUGUGAAGGAUCCUCUGCUGUCUCUCCCCCUUACCUGAUCGACAACUUCUAUGGUAAUGGCUGGACAAAUCCGAAAAACCAAGUGUUUUUUGAAGGAGAUGAGAACCAAAGCGACGAAGCUCAAACGGCAGCAUCAAUGGCGGAUGAAUCCUCCAUUUUCACGAGCUUCCAUUACCAAGCACCGAAGCUUGAAGACUUCCUUGGCGAUUCUUCGUCGAUCGUUAGAUUUUCCGACAGCCAAACCGAAACCCAAGGUUCGUCUUUAACCCAAAUAUAUGAGCCUCAAGAUCUCAAGCAAUUUACUGGAUUUCAAGCGUUCUCUACGAACUCGGGGUCGGAGGUCGAUGACUCGUCGUCAAUGGGUAGAACUCAGUUGGCUCGCCUCGAGUUACCUGGUCACCCGAUCGAAUCACGCGGGAACCAUAGUGAAAAUAACACUAGUAAGGCCAUUGUUACGGUUGACUCAGACAGCUCAAAGAAGAUCUCCGAUACAUUUGGUCAACGAACUUCGAUUUACAGAGGCGUCACCAGACACAGGUGGACGGGUAGAUAUGAAGCUCAUCUAUGGGAUAACAGCUGCAGGAGAGAGGGUCAAGCCAGAAAAGGCCGUCAAGUAUACUUGGGUGGUUAUGAUAAUGAAGAAAAGGCUGCUCGGGCAUACGAUUUGGCCGCCGUGAAAUACUGGGGUCCGACCGCCACCACCAACUUCCCGAUUGCAAAUUAUUCGAAGGAGUUGGAAGAGAUGAAGAAUGUAACCAGGCAAGAGUUUAUUGCAUCCAUACGGAGGAAGAGUAGUGGAUUUUCAAGGGGUGCAUCCAUUUACCGAGGUGUCACGAGGCAUCAUCAACAAGGCCGAUGGCAAGCAAGGAUCGGCCGGGUUGCCGGAAACAAGGACUUGUACCUUGGGACUUUUGCUACUGAAGAGGAGGCAGCAGAGGCAUAUGACAUCGCGGCCAUCAAAUUCCGAGGUGUGAAUGCGGUGACCAACUUCGAGAUGAACCGAUACAAUGUCGAAGCCAUUGCCAAGAGUUCCCUUCCCGUUGGUGGAGCAGCUAAGCGACAAAAGCAUUCACUUGAAUCCAACCAGAAACCGAUGGUAAACCAUGAGCAACAACAGCUACCACGGUGCAGCUCCAACAGCCAAGGUAUAAGUUUCGCUCCGAUGCAGCCAGUUUCCGACAUUCCUUGUGGAAUCCCUUACGAAGCUGCUGCAGCAACUACAGCAUUUUAUCAAGAGAAUCUGUACCACCACUUUCAGUCUGCCAACUUAGGCAGCUGUGAUCCCCCCGGAUUGUCAUCGGCAACAGCAAUACCUACAACUGUAAUGUUGCAGCCAGCAGCUGAGUUCUUAUGGCCUCACCGGUCAUAUUAA